This is a messenger RNA of Neospora caninum, 3882 nucleotides long. RefSeq lists its product as hypothetical. Gene Ontology annotation, biological process: outer dynein arm assembly; cilium movement. The coding region runs from base 1 to 3882 and encodes 1293 amino acids. Gene Ontology annotation, cellular component: cilium. The record is from RefSeq and is a predicted model, not a curated record. Lineage: Eukaryota; Apicomplexa; Conoidasida; Eucoccidiorida; Sarcocystidae. The transcript is spliced from 12 exons.
AUGCCGCCAGCACUUGCGCUAGAGGAGCAGUAUGAAGACCUCCUCAAGCGAUUCCAGAUUAUGGACGCUGAGAGGAAAACGACGUAUGAGGCAGCGCACCACGCAAUCAGAUACAACCAGGGUCUUAUGAAGCAGCUGAAAGACCAGAACCUUCAGAUCAGGAAUCAGCUUAAAGUGCUGAAAAAGAAUAAAAUCCUGACAGCGCCGGAACACUUGCAAAAAAAGAUGGACGAAGUUUCGAAACUGCGCCUCCAGCUCGACCAAAUGAAAAACCACAACGUGGGACAACGGCGGACUCUGGCCUCUUUGCAGGACAAGCUGCGAGAACUCGAGAUCGCCGCUGAGCGUCCAAAUACAGAGGCAUCUCCUGAACUGAAGCAAAUCCGGGUUAUCGAGAACCGUUUGGAUCAGGCGAUGAUCAAACUGAAUGAGGCGCAGUCCAUCAGGUCGACGUACGAGCAGAUAGUCACGCGACUCAAGGACGAGCGUCUGGGCCUCGAUCAACACCUUGCUCAGCUCGAAAAGACAUUGAAGGUAUGGGUGAUACAAGCGAUUAAGUUGAAACAGAACGUCUCUGGCAAAAAGGAGAAAGACAACGAUUACGAGGAACUCCUCGCUCUGUCGCAUGAUGCCACCCACGCGAGUGAGCUCGCACAGGCUGAGUUGCACAGGGUCUCCCAGGCUAUUGAGCAAGAGAGAGCGAACAGGGAACAAGAAGUGGAAGAGAAGAGAGCUCUGGUGCAGGCAUGUGUGACAGCAAACCAAAAGAUAGCCGAAGAAGCUGUUACGACGAAACAGAAGGUCGAAGAAGAUCGGAUGAAGACCAUGGCUCAGGUGCACGAGUCGAACCCCACUGAGGGGGACGGCUGCCCAACGCUCGAGGAUUACGAGAACGUUUUUCGCCGAAUCAAGCAAGCAACGGGCGUUUCGGAUGUCAACGAAGUGAUCCAGAAGUUUCUGAUGCAGGAAGAAACAAGAGAAAAUUUGGUGUCUCUAGCCAAAGAACUGGAGGAGAUGAAGCUUUCAUCAGUUACAAAACAAAGCAAGUGGCCCGUCGUGGAUGACUUGGAGAUCUCCGCUUCUCAAGCAAAUGCCAGGCAUGAGAGAGCUCGCUCGAAGUACGAGAAGAAUUGUCAGCUGCUUGUGGAACUUCAAGCCGGCGUGGAGCAUCUUUAUGAGAAACUGAUGUCCACCACACAGACCAAUCCUCAACUCCGUCGCGAGGCGUCAGCAGUUCAGCCGAGCGUAGAGUGGAUGGUGCAAGCCUCGCUCCAGAAGCUAGAUUAUCUCGUUAAACGGACAAAAGAAGGUUUGAAGCGAGAACAGCAGCGUCUGCAAGAAGAGACAGAGAAACAGGCGGAGCAAGCGGCGGAUCACGCUCGACAGGUCGACAGCCUUCUGUCUCCUGGACCAGUGCCGCUGGAGAAAUCCAGCGCAUGUCACGAGCCCGAAGCAACUCCUGGAAACGACGACCGCUCUCCUUCGGACUCCAGCAUCCCCCAGAUGGCUGAAGAUGCUUGUGUCUGCCCGGUCUUCGAUUAUCUGCCACCGGCCUCUCCAGGCAGAGAAACUGGACUCGCGCGUAAGCGUACCAUGGAGGAAUCUGAGAAGUUCGAGUCCCCCUCGGAAACUCAGAGAGAGGCAAACGGCCAGUCGACAGUCCUCGCACACAUCUCAGAAGUGCCCAGCUCUUCCGAUGUCUCGUCUGGGCACGUAGCCGACUCCCCAGAGAGGUUCGACGGUCAGCAGACCAAUGAGGCACAAAAUGGAUUGCGCGACGAGAUGGGAGGCACCACAGAGGAGAUCCAACGAGACGUAAAUACAAGCGCCUUCGCUCCGUCCUUCCCCAUCCGGGAAGAAGACGAAGGCAAACUGCUGUCGGACAAAGAAACUCUUGGAGACACGGAGUGGCAAGAACUUUCGGCAAAGCACGAAGACUGCAGCGAGCUCGAGGCCAGCACAGAAAAAGAGAACACCAGGGGUGACCGUGAGGACUUGCAGCGCAGAGAUGACUCCUUUCGGCCGCAUGGUGAAACCGGUAUACAAUCGGACCAUGAAAGGGACAACUGGUGUCUGGGACACACUCCCGCUCCCGACCGAGCAUCUCCGGUUCCAGCGGGUUUUGCCUUCUUCCCCUCCGAAGAAGCAGGCGCGAUGCAACAGCCCAGCAGAGUCGAAAAUCAUGCAGCCCAACACACGUUUGAGCCUCGGCUGAACGAGGCACGGCCAGUCACAGAUGGUGGCAAAAUUGACGGGAUUGAGAACGGUUCUGAAGAGGAGGCAAUUGCAGGCGAGCACAACAGAGUGGCAGAAGAGCGGACCGAACCCGGUAGGCUUCCUGCGGAAGGGGUGCCCACAGAGGAAGUGCCAAGCCAAAGCAAUGUCUCUUCAACGCCACCGGAAGAGAAGUGCGCAGAGGCACCUCGAGGUCCCGCGACACCUGAAAGCGACGACCCCCUCGGCUCAGAAACACCCUCUGGUCCACAAGGAUCUGAAAUCAACGUCGCCGAAGGGGACGACGGCGAAGCACUCGGUGCGUGUGUACCAGAGCAACCCGAACCAAAUGGAGUAGGGGUGGCGGUCGUGUCUCCAGCUGAGCAAAGCCUCGCUCCCGAGUUACCUUCUGCUCAAACGGCGCAGUUGACGGCACGUGAAGCCGAGAUGGUAGAGUCGCCAUUAGGCGUUACGCUCGCCGUUGAACCCGCACGGAACCGAGAAUCAGAGGGUAGGGACGCAGGCCAUGCAGCUCGCGAAAGCGACAGCGACUCCGGAGGCUCCCCAGAGCCGCACCCGCAAGGGACAGGAAGGGCAGCUGAAGAUGUCUGCAAGGAGGAACGUGCAGAAACCCACAGCAUUCCGACGGGUGCCUCGCUGUCCCGCUUGUCCCGUCCUGCAUUUUCGUCAAGCGAUCCAGGCGCAGAUGACCAGGAUUCCUCUCAGCCGAAAGACCUGGGGCUCGAUCUCGAUUCACGCGCGAAACCCGCAGAACAGGAGAGCGCCGCUGACCUUGCUCUCGAGAGGUCAGACCGAACGCCCGAAAGUCGUGCAGGAAGGGCUGUCCCUGCCGAAGACACGCAGCUGGGCCCCUCCAACUCCGAUCAACAGACGCCUGAGCCAGUUGGGAGCAGUGCAGAAAAGACUGUGCAGGAGCAGUCUUCACAGGAAAACGUCGGAGAGCCGGAAGAAACGUUGGCGUCUCUGCCUUUACAAGAGGCGCCCGAGACGGGAUCGUCAUCGCCUCCGAGAGCGACAGCCAGGCCAGUUGACGGAGAAGCAGCCGACGAUGACGGGCGAGCAGUGCGUAUCGCAGUGUCUCUCUGCGUUGCUUCCAGUUCAAAAGGAGCAGUAGGCGAGGGCGGGAACCACUGCGGCGACGAGGAGAUAGACGCCGGCGAAUCAGGACAUCGAGCUGAGCACGUGCAUUCUACUGUUAAGGCGGCCCUGGCGGAAUCGACGGGCCAGGGCCCACCCUCUGGAGGUUCCGGUGAUCCUACGUUCGGUGAAGCGCCCGGCAACUUGGAUUCCCAAAGUGGCGGCGUGCUGGAUGCUGAAGCGCAGCAGUUGAGCGCCACUUCGGGGCCCAUAACUUUGUCUGCUGAAGUAGGGGGAGCACACGGAAACACUGAGAAAUGUGGCGGAGACGGCAAGGUAGAAGGCCUUGAUGAGGGCUGUUCAGGCUCACUGCCAGGCGAGAACGGUAGUUUGGAAACGCCUGAGGCAGACCGAGAUCCGGCCACAGGGGGAAGUCCUGAACGAACUGCAGAUGUAGACGCCACUGUCGAGCCGCAGGACUUGCUGCACAACAGACAAGCGAAUGAUCCGGGAUCAACCGAAUCAGAGGCUGUAGACGUAGUGUCGGAGGCCUCGGCUGAAACUUGUUGA